Molecule: messenger RNA, 697 nt
Organism: Vollenhovia emeryi
Lineage: Eukaryota; Metazoa; Arthropoda; Insecta; Hymenoptera; Formicidae
Exons: 4
Biological process (GO): regulation of transcription by RNA polymerase II
Cellular component (GO): transcription regulator complex; nucleus
Source: RefSeq, a predicted model, not a curated record
AAUUUUUUCAAUACGAACGUUAUGCGAUUCAUGUUACAUGUGUUCAUAUUUGCAGGCUGUAAAAUGCGGUUACUGUGGGUGGCUAAUGCAUGGAUCCUGUGCAGAGAUUGUAGCCCAUAACUGCUUCGAAAGCUAUGAUGAAAAUAUCCAUGUCCUCGUUGUCGACGAGAAGGGGCGUGCUACAAUGAGUGUGAAGGAAGUAGAAGAAGGUACGCAGAGAGACGCACCACCAUCAGAGAGUAGCAAUGAGUCUACUCCGUACUCCGCAGACAUCAUGGACGAGAUGCUCAUUGAUGCCGUAGAGCAGAGACCAGCUCUAUGGAAUCAAAAGUUGCCAGUUAAAAAGCGAGGCCCUUGUGUACGAGGAGAAUUGUGGGAUGAAGUCUUUAAUAAUCUUGGUUUUAAGGAUGUACCGUGGAUGAAAUGUCGAUGGACGUACCUGAGGGACUGCUACUCAAAAGCUCGCAAAAAAAUGAAAGGUUACGUACGCAGCGGAUCGGGUGCGGAAGCGGGGCAUCCGCAGAAAAGUUCAUUCCGCUUCUAUUCAAGGAUGCAAUUUCUAGACGAGGCUGCACAAGAAACUCCUACAACGAGCUCUCUAUCACAGAACAUAUGUCGUGACGAAGAUAGUGCACUGACAAUGAGCCAGAACGAUUCGGAAUGUAAUGUGUCUUCUCCAAGAAAUUGUAGCACGUCA